CGUGUAUCCACGACACGACACGACACGACACGCCUGACUGACUGACUGACUGCUGGCCGACUGGGCCGACCCGGCUGUCGCCUUUCCCUUGACCACCUGCUGGUCCGCUUCGGCUUUGGCUUUGGCUUUGGCUUUGGCUCUGCCUGCAAGUCCCCUCACUUGACCUCUCCCUCUUCUGCUCUUUUACCCUUUUACUCCCCUCCCUCUCCUUCUUUUUCCUCGACAUCUUCCCUUCCUUUUUUCUUCUUCUAUAAAAUAAUCACACAUCCAGCUCGCAGCUUCCCUCGUUCCCUGCCUGCUGCCGUUGUUGCUGCCCCUCACCACCCCGCGCCCAUAGUCUGCACAAGACUCACCAUCGAACAAAACACGCGACUGGCCACCGGAACUGCGCCCGUCUUCUCCAUCACCAUGUCUCCCCACUCCACCCUCACCAGCACCUACCGCGCGCGGGCCUCGUUGCCCUCCGCCGGUCCUCUGGCCUCAUACCUGCUCAGUUUGAUGGCCGCCAAGCAGACCAAUCUCUGCCUCUCGGCCGAUGUCGAGACCUCUGCAGAAUUGCUGCAACUCGCCGAAGAAGUGGGCGACUCUAUCUGCUUGCUCAAAACACAUUGCGACAUUGUCACCGACUGGUCCGACAGGACAGCCCAGGCCCUAAGAGAGGUCGCCGCGCGCAAAUCCUUCCUUAUUUUUGAAGAUCGCAAAUUCGCUGAUAUUGGAGAAACCGUACAGAAGCAGUACACUUCUGGACACCACCGCAUCGCCCUGUGGGCCGAAAUCACAAACGCGCAUAUUCUGCCCGGUCCCGCCAUCGUUACCGCGCUCGAGAAAGCUGCCGAAACAACCAUUGCCAAGUACAACACUUCUGUAAACACCGAAAUCUCUGCUACACGGCAGGUAAACGGAGCAGGCGACGACGAAGAUGACGACCAAUUUGAUGACGACAUGAAAAAACCCGACUUCACCAUCGAGUCCCCAAUCGAGAUGGAGGGCGAAGAGAGAAGACUGAGCAUCCGCGCGCCCGACAGGAAGCAGAGUGUGGUGAGUGUCACGACUUCCAUAUCCAUGCGCACAGAAAGCAUAUCGCCUCGGCCCGAACCCAACGACAACGGAGAAGACGUCUUCAACCUCGAUAGUGCCACGGAGCUUAUCCGUCUUGGCCCGCCGCCGUUUCUGCGUUCGCUCCUUUUGCUCGCUGAAAUGAGCUCCGAGGGUCACCUCAUGACGCCCGAAUACCAGAAGACAACGGUUCAAAUUGCCCGCAGUCAUCGAGACUUUGUCAUGGGUUUCAUUGCCCAGCGCAGCUUGAACUCAGAGCCCGAAGACAACUUCAUUACCAUGACUCCAGGUUGUCAACUACCGCCUCCAGGUCAAGAGGGCAAGAAGCUAGGAGACGCCCUUGGCCAGCAGUACAACACCCCCCACAAGCUGAUUUACGACCAAGGAUGCGAUAUUAUCAUUGUCGGGCGUGGUAUUGUCCGAGCACAAGACCGCAAGUCAGAAGCAGAACGCUACAGGAAAGCUGCAUGGACAGCCUAUGAAGAGCGCGUACGAAAAGUAUAAGCGCCUGGUUUCAAAAUUAGUUCAUUUUUUUUUUCUCUUUUAACGUGGGUGAUGGCCCCAUGUAAUACUAUGUUGGCCAUCUACCCGACGUAUUGACUCUGUAUGGCUUGUCCUGAAAGGCUUUUUGAAGCGCCAAAUGUCUUUGAACACGACAAGCAAAAGCACAUCGUUACACUGAAGCGGCGGGACCCAUUCGGUAGGCGGAAACGACAAGUCUAGACGAACAGUGUGCGCCACUACAAAUUUGACUGCAAUACAGAUCAUGAAUCAUAUGCAAUGUCUGGUUUAAUUAUCAAUUACAAAGCUAUUCACCUCUUGUUCUACAGUCAAUCCCAUAUUACCCCUACUUGUCGAGUAUCCCUAAUAAAGUCUUUGCAUCAACUAACU
Bipolaris sorokiniana ND90Pr is the source of this 1947-nucleotide messenger RNA. RefSeq lists its product as uncharacterized. Gene Ontology annotation, biological process: 'de novo' UMP biosynthetic process; 'de novo' pyrimidine nucleobase biosynthetic process. Lineage: Eukaryota; Fungi; Ascomycota; Dothideomycetes; Pleosporales; Pleosporaceae. The transcript is spliced from 2 exons. The coding region runs from base 409 to 1560 and encodes 383 amino acids. Gene Ontology annotation, cellular component: cytosol. Gene Ontology annotation, molecular function: orotidine-5'-phosphate decarboxylase activity. The record is from RefSeq and is a predicted model, not a curated record.